AUGCGGGACCGCACAGCUUCCGUCGUGCUGGGCCUGCCGCUGUUCACCGUCCGGCGCGCGCUUCUGCUGUCGGUGUGCAUCCUCGGCGUCGUGCAGUACGGCCUGACCACGGUGUUCGGCGUCAUCGCUGGUGACCUCGAGCCGUACUACGGGCUCACCCCCGAGCAGGGCGACGAGCUGUACGCUUGGAUGAACUUUGGCUCGUGCGCCCUCUCCUUCAUCCCAGGCCUCUGCUACGAUCGGGUGGGCCCCGCGGUGGCCAUGGCCGUCGGGACGCUGUGUGGCAUCUCCCCCGUCGUUUUACAGCUCAUGUGGACCAGCACCUUUCCAGCUUUUAUCGGCACCAUGGGCGGCCUUAGUUUCUCGUACAUGCUCUUUGGCUUUGCUGCAUCCUUCUACAAUGUCAUCGGCUGUUUUGCGCCCCUGGAAGGCUUCCCGAAGAAGGACAUCGGGAAAGUCUCGGCGGUGGUGCAGGUGUGUCUCUCUCUCGGCCUGACCGUCCAGACCUGGGCCUACACCAUGCUGAAGCAGAGCGGAGGGGACUACAUGGGAAAGAGCGCGUCCUGCCGUCGCUGGAAGGGGAGGUGGGGAGAAUCGAGUCUUAAACCGCCCCCCCCCACACCCCCGAAACGUCCCGGACGUUUACGAACCGGGGGGGACCCCCCCCCCACACAACAUCCCCACACAACCCAGCCCCAAGCUGCCCAGGAACGUGCGGAUUUACCAUCGGGGGCCUGUCGCUGA
Prorocentrum cordatum is the source of this 744-nucleotide messenger RNA. NCBI's taxonomy places the organism in Eukaryota, Dinophyceae, Prorocentrales, Prorocentraceae. The record is from the annotation of a GenBank genome assembly.